ACCGCGUGUGAGCCGUGACUGCCGGCAACAGUGCUUGUGGGUUGCGUGUGAGCGCGCGCGAGGCUUGUUGGUGCGCUGGGUGGGUGUGUGAGCGCGCGCGAGAGGCAUGUUGGUGCUCUGGGUGGGUGUGUCGUGUCUCCCUGAGUUCCAGAUAAGUCUGAGCAUGUCCGUAGGGGUGCAUCGUGCUUGUAUGUACAAGUUCUGAUGGCACUCUGGUCCCUGUUUCCAAAUGUCGCGAGCGCCAUUAUGCGCACAAGCGCCCAGGGCAGACAGGUAGCAGCCGGAGGGAGAGGAGCUCAGUUCGCUGGUUCGCUGCUGAGCCCGCAGCCCCCGCUUUAGCACUCAGGAGCCAGCCCGGGAGUGGUGGCCCGCCUGCCACCCGGGCCAGCCCCAGGAGAGGGCGGGCAAGGGGAGGGAAGCGAAGGGGAGAGGUGCCUCGCCCCUUCGGGGCUGCGGGCACGCCAUUGGCCGAAAGUUGCCUCACGUCACUGGGAGGCAGUGGCCCCGAAGUCCUGAGCACAUAACGGGCAGAACGCACUCUGAGGCGGCUUCUCUGAAGUGCAGGCUGGAGCUGGCGGGCACGGAGGGCUCAGAGCAACCCACAAGCUGAGUGCGCCGGACGCGACCCACGCGACCCUCCGCAUCCAACUACGGCCGCUGAAUGAAGCUUCCAGGAGUCCGCUCGCGGUCCGCAGCGCCCCUCCGGAGGUGCGCACGCUGAGGCGGGGCCACUGUGCCGCCAGCCGCCCCCGGGCGCUCACCUGCCCGCCUGCGAGCCAUGGGGCAACCCGGGAACGGCAGCGAUUUCUUGCUAGCGCCCAAUGGAAGUCACGCGCCGGACCACGACAUCUCGCAGGAAACAGACGAGGCGUGGGUGGUGGGUCUGGCCAUCGUCAUGUCUCUGAUUGUUCUGGCCAUCGUGUUUGGCAACGUUCUGGUUAUCACAGCCAUUGCCAAGUUUGAACGUCUACAGACGGUCACAAAUUACUUCAUCACCUCACUGGCGUGUGCUGACCUGGUUAUGGGUUUAGCGGUGGUACCCUUUGGGGCGAGCCACAUUCUCAUGAAAAUGUGGACUUUUGGUAACUUCUGGUGCGAGUUUUGGACUUCCAUUGAUGUGCUGUGCGUCACUGCCAGCAUUGAGACCCUGUGCGUGAUCGCAGUGGAUCGCUAUUUCGCCAUCACCUCACCCUUCAAGUACCAAAGCCUGCUGACCAAGAAUAAGGCGCGCGUGGUCAUUCUGAUGGUGUGGAUCGUGUCGGGCCUUACCUCCUUUCUGCCCAUCCAGAUGCACUGGUACAGGGCCACCCAUCAGGAAGCCAUCAACUGCUACGCCAAGGAGACCUGCUGUGACUUCUUCACGAACCAAGCCUAUGCCAUUGCCUCCUCCAUCGUGUCGUUCUACUUGCCCCUGGUGGUCAUGGUCUUCGUCUACUCCAGGGUCUUCCAGGUGGCCAAAAAGCAGCUCCAGAAGAUUGACAAAUCAGAGGGCCGGUUCCAUGCCCAAAACCUCAGCCAGGUGGAGCAGGAUGGGCGAAGCGGGCAUGGACAUGGACUUCGCAGGUCCUCCAAGUUCUGCUUGAAGGAACACAAAGCCCUCAAGACGUUAGGCAUCAUCAUGGGCACAUUCACCCUCUGCUGGCUGCCCUUCUUCAUCGUCAACAUCGUGCACGUGAUCCAGGACAACCUCAUCCCGAAGGAAGUUUACAUCCUCCUCAACUGGGUGGGCUAUGUCAACUCUGCUUUCAACCCGCUCAUCUACUGCCGGAGCCCAGACUUCAGGAUUGCCUUCCAGGAGCUUCUGUGCUUGCGCAGGUCUUCUUUGAAGGCCUACGGGAAUGGCUACUCCAGCAACAGCACUGGCAAAACUGAGUACACAGGGGAGCAGAGUAGCUAUCACCUGGAGCAAGAGAAAGAAAGCGAGCUGCUGUGUGAGGACCCCCCGGGCAUGGAAGACUUUGUGAACUGUCAAGGUACCGUGCCUAACGAUAGCAUUGAUCCCCCCGGCAGGAACUGUAGGACAAAUGACUCACUGCUGUAAUGCAGUUUUUCUACUUUUUAAGGACCCCUCCCCCAACAGAACACUAAACAGACUAUUUAACUUGAGUGUAACACAUUUAGAAUAAAACUGUAUAGAGAAACGCAGAAGGAAGGCAGCCUUCUGCCUUUUUUUUUUAAUCUUUUUUAACCUGUAAAAAAAAAAGAGAGAAGAUGUAUUUGAGUGAUUAUUUGUUUCUUGUACAGUUCAGUUCCUCUUUUGCAUGGAACGCCUAAGUUUAUGUCCGAAGGGCUUGAGUCCUAGAGGACCUGGGUCUGCUACGUUUUGAUGACUUCUCCGUGUAUCUACCUCAGUGGUCAAGUAUUAGGGGUAAUAUAUUGCUGCUGGUAAUUUGUACCUGAAGGAGAUUUUUCCUUCCUGCACCCUUGGACUUGAGGAUCUUGAGUAUCCCGGACCUCUCAGCUGUGAACGUGGACUCUUCCCAGCUCCUCCUGUUUGCUCGGACCGGGUGUUGUAGGCAGGGAUUCGAGGGGGCAGCUUCACUUGUUUUCCUGAGCAAAGUCUAAAGUUUACAGUAAAUAAAUUGUUUGACCAUGA
Oryctolagus cuniculus (rabbit) is the source of this 2596-nucleotide messenger RNA. Lineage: Eukaryota; Metazoa; Chordata; Mammalia; Lagomorpha; Leporidae. The record is from RefSeq and is a predicted model, not a curated record.